AUGUCAAAGAAGAACAAGAAGACUCGCAACAACCAUAACAAAUGCUCAAAGAAGAAAAAUGAGCCCCCAUAUUGCUGGGAAUGCAAAGGGAAGUUCCAGCACCAGGCCACGGUGAUAAAGCAUGCGCGGGAAUUUGGGCACCAAUGGCAGGAACCCAUAUACUGGCAGCGCGUCCCCCGCCAUAAAGUGGCACCUUCAGCACGAGCACGAGCACCCGCACCCGCACCCGCACCCACACCCGCACCCACACUCUCACCCGCACUACUACAGCUCACAGCGCCAUUCAUAUCUUACGAGUCCCUCAUGCGCUAUGGCGGCCUACUGAGACCGUCAACGAUGAAAACUCACGAUGCCUUCAAAGCCGAGGCCUCGAGCCCCAAGUCUGCAACCACGCUAUCCAGGACAAAUGUGGGCAACUUGAACAGCUAUGACAAUGACGAGUGGAUACCCACCGAACAACUCGACGUGCCUGGAGUCGGAGAUCGGAUGCCGACAUUCUCGUCCGCACAGAGCUCAGCCGAUACGUCCAAUGCUGCCGACGGCUACGUACAGCAUAGUACUUCCGCCGCGUCGCCGGAUCUCGAAAACCAAGCAGAAGGAUUUCGAGAUGUAAGAGCCCGCCACUCGGGGACACCGAGUCUGACGGACGUGGAGGUCACUGUACCGAGUGAUCUUGCAAGGCGAUCAAGCAUCAGCAGCGUGUCGUCAUACACUGGCAGCGAAACAACAGAGGAAGACAAGCAUGGCGACAACUUUGACGACUGCGCAUCAGUCGUGUCCUAUGCGAGCGUCGUCGGCCCUGCUGAGGCGGAUAUCGCGGAUACAGCCUCGACUAGCAUGGAAUCACUUGAAGCUUCGAGCGACUCACAGGCAUCCUCAUACUACGAUGCGGAGAGCACCUGUGUGCCGGCAUCGCCACGCUCGCAGAUCUCCAUAUGCUCGGCGGAGCGCCACGGCGCGGAAGCCACGCUGCAACUUGUCGAGGGGACGCCUAGUGUGGCAGAGAAGAUUGCUGAGUCGGUCUACUUAUCCUCGCCUGGCAUGCCGCCUGGCAUGCCGCCUCUUCGGGACCUCACGAGUGCUAUGUCGUCGCUAUCGCUCGUCGAACCGGGGUCCCGGUCCGUAGGAGGCCACAGCGAUGAAGCUGGGUUAUCGGAGUGCAAGCAGCAUGCGCCGUGUACACAUGCCGGCUGGCGUUCAUGCUCGGCUGCUCGUGCAACAGGAGAUGCCGAUGCAACCGGGCUUUUCCAAACCACUGACCGCUUCACUAUCAAGGGGACUCCGAACACGCCGUGA
Trametes versicolor FP-101664 SS1 is the source of this 1296-nucleotide messenger RNA. RefSeq lists its product as uncharacterized. Lineage: Eukaryota; Fungi; Basidiomycota; Agaricomycetes; Polyporales; Polyporaceae. The transcript is spliced from 6 exons. Bases 1 to 1296 code for a protein of 431 amino acids. The record is from RefSeq and is a predicted model, not a curated record.